AUGGCCAAGGGACGCGCAAAGGAUUUCAAGGAUCCGGAUGAGGAAUUGGCCAAGGAUUACGAUCCCGAAGCCAAUGGGCACAGCGACAACGACAAUGGAAGCGGCGCAAGCGAGGAUGAGCGUGCUGGCACCGAGCACUACGUGACUGUAGGGCGCAGCAAGCUUCGAGAGAAAGAAGGCCUUUCUCUGGGACGCCAGUACCGUGGAUCUCGAGUGUCGCGACAGGCUUUAGAACAGGAGUCGGACGAUGAAGUUGACGAAGACGAAGACGAAGACGAAGACGAAGACGACGAGGAGGAGGAAAGUGAGGACAACGAAGAAUACGAUGAUCCAGAGGAGGCCAACUUGGAAGCCGACACCGCAGAGGCCAGCGACUCGGAAAUCAGCAGCGACAACGCCCUGGCAGAGUCCGACGAUGAGCGAUUGGGCGACUUUGUGUUCCGGGGCAGCUCGAAGCCGAAGAAGCCCAAGAGCAAGCGACCUUCUGCGGCGGACUUUAUGUCUGCGUCUGAGGAUGAAGAGGGUGAGGAUGAGGUGGACGACGAGUCGGACGAAGACGAGGAUAUGGACGACGGCCUCGACGACUUGCUCAAUGGCAUUGGAGGUUCUGACGAAGACGAAGAUGACGACGAGGAAGAAGAUGAGGAGGAAGACGAAGAAGAAGACGACGACGAAGACGAUGACGAGGAAGAAGAUGACGGAAAGGAAUCAGAAAAGCAAAGCGCCAAGCCUUCACUGGCUACUCCAUCAGCCCAGACCGAAGUACAGAAAGGAAUUGCUAUUCAGCAGCAGCGCAAGAUCUACGACGGGCUCUUGAACAUGCGCAUCCGACUUCAGAAAGCGCUCGUUGCGGCAAACACCUUCCCCACGCUAGAUGCAGACUCAAGCUCGGAGACGGAGGCUUACGAAGCCGCUGAAGAAGCGGCCAUCAAACUGCUCAACACCAUCAGCGACCUCCGAGAAAACCUGGCUCCCCCAACCGCCGCAGGCAGCAAGCGGAAGCGAACAUUAGAAAUCGGCCUUUCCAACGAGCAGAUUUGGGAGCAGCUCCAAGAGGACCACCAAAGAGCCGUCAGGUUCCGAGAAGACAGGCUGGACAAGUGGUCUCGCAAGGUGCAGAGCGUGACCGUCGCUGCGCCGGCGAACAAGCUCGGCGCAAAGCCCAAGACGCUCAUCGAGGCCCUGCAAGACCAGCUCGCCAACCCCGACGACAGGCUCGUCAAACGCACGAGGGUGCCCCGAUCCUGCGCACCGGCCCAGGCAGCCAAGAAGAUCACCGAGAGCGAGGACAUUUACGACGACGCCGACUUCUACCAGCUGCUCCUGAAGGAGCUCGUGGACCAGCGCACAGUGGAGUCGGCGGCGGAGCAGUCCAGCGCGGUGGCUUCCGUGAUGCUGACCGCCAACAAGGAGGCCAAGACGCGCAAAGUGGUGGACCGGAAGGCGAGCAAGGGGCGAAAGAUGCGCUUCACGGUGCACGAGAAGCUGCAGAACUUCAUGGCGCCUGAGGACAGGAGGAGCUGGGAGCAGGAGGCGAUUGAUCGCUUCUUUGGGACGCUGUUUGGUCAGAAGAUGGAGCUUAAUGAGGACGAGAGCGAGGAUGAUGAGAUGGAGGCUUUGUAUAAGCAGGAUGAGGGACUGCGGCUGUUUAGAUGA
Molecule: messenger RNA, 1656 nt
Organism: Trichoderma reesei QM6a
Lineage: Eukaryota; Fungi; Ascomycota; Sordariomycetes; Hypocreales; Hypocreaceae
Exons: 2
Coding region: 1-1656 (551 amino acids)
Biological process (GO): maturation of SSU-rRNA from tricistronic rRNA transcript (SSU-rRNA, 5.8S rRNA, LSU-rRNA)
Cellular component (GO): nucleolus; nucleus
Source: RefSeq, a predicted model, not a curated record